Australozyma saopauloensis is the source of this 4329-nucleotide messenger RNA. RefSeq names its product Mds3p (gene MDS3). The transcript has a single exon. Gene Ontology annotation, biological process: cell redox homeostasis. Gene Ontology annotation, molecular function: protein binding. Bases 1 to 4329 code for a protein of 1442 amino acids. NCBI's taxonomy places the organism in Eukaryota, Fungi, Ascomycota, Pichiomycetes, Serinales, Metschnikowiaceae. The record is from RefSeq and is a predicted model, not a curated record. Gene Ontology annotation, cellular component: cytosol; mitochondrion.
AUGACUACCCCCAUUCCUACGUCUAGUUCGUGCUACACGCUACAAUUGCCGCCAAUUGAAAAAGAUGAUCGGCUCAACUUGAAUGUGCGGACAGGUGCCGCCGCCACGCUCCACAACUCGUUUGUCUUCACCUAUGGAGGUCUCACGUUGGGGCUCGAGCUUGAUCAUCAGCUUACCAUAGAUAAUAUUGAGUCCGUGUUUGCUCUGAAGGUCACCGGCAACAAGCUGCGACGGCUCCUGAGAUAUCUUUCGGGCGAGUUAUUCAGUCUCGAUUUGAUCUCGCGCUGCUGGCACCGUGUAGAUCUCGCCCCUGACUCUCCCAAACCCAAGCCGCGGAUGUUCCACGAAAUCGCCACCGGAAGAGACUGCCUCUAUGUAUUUGGAGGAUUGGUCAUUUCUGAGGAGCCUGGUGAAUCGAAUUUGGUGCCUUGUAAUGACUUAUGGGAGUUCAACCUUCUCUCGAAGUCCUGGACCCUUCUUCACGAUGGCCGUGGCUGGGAGACAAGCAAAGAAGUCCCUUCCCCUCGCUUCUCUUUAAAAUUAACUCUGAUUAAGAACUUGGUUUACGCACAGAAAAAAGACCACCAUGGACUAAUUAUCGCCGGUGGAAAAAACUCCCAAUCAGAACCAAUCUACACUAAUUACACAUUUGAUAUGGUCGACAAGAAAUACGUGGGCGCAGGCGCCCCUCUCUUAUUCUCCACUUUGUCGAGAACUCCAAGACGCAAUAGCUCCAAAUCCGACCCUGCUUCUUAUUUCAAGAGCUCCGAGACAGGAAAGACUCUCAACGUCAAUUAUCAUGAUAGUGUAAUCGUAUCCUUCGUCGAUGAGGAUGACUCAAGAAGACGUUCUCUGGACUUGCUGGCAGGAAACCCUCCACUGUCCGAUAGCCAAACCAACAAUGAAUCUAUUAUCAUCUAUGCCCCUAUAAAAGAAAGCGCUGACGAUCCACUCUGCAACCCGCUUCUAUCAUACCGAGUCGGCAAAAAGAUUGGUCUGCCUCGACCAUUGCCUUUACACAAGAAGGACAGACGAGACAAGCGUUCUCCUCCUGCAGAAUUUCUUGCCAGAACAAUUCCACGAAACCUCAGAUAUCCCACGGGCGGUAUUUUCGGGCAAAAUAUCGUGAUUGUUGGAUUUCUACCCAACGAAUUAGACGUGUCCAUUUUCAUUUACAACAAGCCCACCGGCAAAUGGUCUCGACUCAAUAUUUUUUGUGCCCACGAGUAUGGUUCGCACAGAUUCUGGGGUGGUUUCGUAUGGUCAUCGCAUCACAAAGUUGUUUUGUUAGGAAACUAUGUUACGUCCAGAACAACAAGUAGCAUGCGCUAUUUUUCUUCAAUGGUCACUGUCAGCUUGCCUGUGAUGAAUAUUCUCACCUCUUUAGAGUUGGCUGGUGGUCAUCUCCCUAGCCUGAAAGUUGGUCAUCAUCAUUUGAAUGAUGACUUCACAACUGGAAAUGAGAUUUACCACGCUCGUAGUGAUUCAGGAAAAGUUCUGACGCAAGAGAGUGAGAUGCUGACAUCAUGCGAAGACCUUUCUUCGCUGUCUCCGCUGGACGCCAGUGAGGUCGAUGAAGCACCCCUUCCAAGCGCAAGUAGAAAAAUGUCAACCUUUUCUGCGAAAAGUGAGGGAAAGAGAAUCCACAACAAGGCCACAUUCACUGAGUACGUUCACUAUGCCGCACCCAAAGUAAAAUUCACCAAUGUGCGCUCUGUUUUUCCUCCAGCUGCUAUCACAUUGGGUCGAAACGCGUUUGAUCGUUACGGCGAUUGUAUCUCAGACUUUGAAUUGAUAUCCUCAUCCGGUGAUCGUAUCCCAGUGUGUUUACCAAUUUUGAUGGAGCGUUGGGGCAAAUACUUUGUCGAUCUCUUAUCAGGAGCUUACGUUAAAGCCAUAGAUCAAUUUGAGCGCGACCAAAUUCAAACAUUUGCUUCACAGUCUUUCAGACUAUCAAAAGGAAGCGAUGUCAGUGAAGAAAUGACUGGCAGUUGUAGUUCCGUUAGUGAUAGUUCUCGCGAGAGUGAAGCUGAUCGCGUUCGCGAAAAGUACCAGCUACUGAUGAAUGCACCUAAAACCCACCAGAAAGGCGCUCCUCAGUUCAGACUUCCUUUCCAAGAUAAAAGCCCUUCAACUGAGAGCUUGAAGGAAUAUGUUUCUGUUGACCCUCACAAUUCUAGUCCACUGCGUAGAAGUUCCAUCGGUCUGAAUAUUUCAGGCUCUCUGGUUCUCUACUCACAUUUGAAACACAUACCAGCUCAACUUCCUUUACCCACAGAACCAAUUCCAGAUGUUCCUGCAACUCCCAUUUCAUACAGAUCUAGUUCAAGGAAUAACUCCAUGGACCCUCUCUCGCCCCGAGCUUCUUUGCUUCAUACCUUGAGCGUACUCCGUAAUAUUCCGAAGUCACCCAAGGGCUCGCCAAUCCUGUCUCCCAGAGGUUCCAUAUCUAUGCAUGGUGACCUGAUUAUGAGACACAAGCAGCACUGGCUGAAGCAACGCGAGCCAGUUGAGCAAUCUGGAAUUGCAACACCUCAGAGUCGCAAAAGCUCGGACAGUGGAAUCUCGCCUAUUCCGCGUCUCGCAGCUGCGGAAAUAGAGAAGGAAGUUGCAAAUUUGACUCUUGAGCCAAAAAAGCUGGCCAAACGUGAGAACCUGGAAGGAAAGGAUGAUCAAUCCGAGCAAGGGAAUGCAUUAUUGGACUUCGACACAUUGGAUCCUGACAAUUUCAAACUUGAGCCGUCAUUAAUUCCUCGAAAAUUGUACAUCCCAUUCGGAACGACAUCAAUCAAGGCCUUUGCAGAAUUUUUUUAUACGGGUCAAGUUGGAAACAAAUGGACUCUCCGCCCAUGCGCACUUGAUUGUUUGCUCAUGGCCAGAUACUUUAAAGUUCCUCUCUUGUACGACUUGAUUUGUGAAGUGCUCUAUGGUAUCAUUGGUCGCAAAGAGGCCCUUGUUAUAAAGGAGGGACACAAGUACAAGAAAAAAUUUCAAGCAAUGUUCGAGAAAAUUGACACCCCUAUUACCUCCAAUUUCAAGUUCCCAUUGGAUGAAUUUGAAGGCUUUUUGGACACUAUUGAUGAUGGGUUUUUGGAUUUGGCUCUAUUGAGAAAGCUGUCAAAUGUGCACAAACUCUCCCACUCAAGCGCAGGCAGUAAAAAACACUCACCUUCACUUGGGCGCAGCUUUGAUGUUAACAUGUCUUCACUUGAAGAACUGCCACCAGAACCAAACACUUCACCAACAAAGUCUAAAGCCAGUACUUUCAAUUCUGACCUGAGUUCUGAAAGCACAUACGGCGAAACGGAUGAAGAACCUUUGGUAGCGCUUCAUUUCCUCGAUCAAGAAGAACGUAACGCAAUCUAUGGACGUUCUAAGUCUAUCUUCGAGAAAUCAGCGCUUGACUCGACCAGGAGAUCACAAACCAUCGAAGAAGACAUUGAUCAGGCAAAAGAACAUGCCCUUUCAAGUACCUUGGAGAGCUUGGUAUCACCCGACGCACCAGAGCCAAGUACUUAUGUCAUCGACUUGAUUUACGAGACUGCCUCUAUGUGCACCGACGUGAAGUUGAUGCUUCGGUCUAUGAAUGCACGUCAAAUGGGUAUAGCACUUGAGCAAACUAGACGUGAUUACGAAACUUUUGUCGAAGCUAUGAACGGAAGCCAAAAUCAAAAUGACGGUUCUUUUGAUGACGUCAACUUUAAGAACGUCUUAACCUCUGAACUUGAUCGUUUGCAAGAGAGACGCGCUGCGGCUAGCCCCAACAAGAAAGCACAUGCUCUUCAAAGUACAGGCUCCUCGGGGAUAUGGCUGAGUAUAUCACCCACUGCCCUGACUGUUGCCAAAGAAGACAAACUAGCUUCGAGCCGCUCUUCUGUUGUAAGUGCGAAAAGCAGGGGAGCACUGGACUCGGCAGCAAAGCAGGAGAAGCCAUUUUCCAUGAUGCGCCUGAAGUCAGAGUUCAAAAUGAGCGGCAAUCCUCCAGCCCUUGCCAGAGAGGAAACAAUGAGACGUUCUCAUACAGAACGAAAUGAUUUACCAGGUGAAGCGAUGUCAAGAGACAAUAGAAGGUCGAGUAUGGGAGAUGAUGACGAUGAUGACGAUGACGAUUUGCAACUGAUACAGACCACCAAUUCCCGAACCAGCAGCCGAAGCAGACUAUUUGGAAAGCUUCGUGGAUUGACGCGUGACAAAGAUCCUAAGAUGCCGUCAACUGAUCUCAAGCGGGCGCAAUCAAGUGCAAGUGUUUUCACGAUGCCUUCCAACAAGAGUGCAAGCACGAGCGCUUCCAGCGGCAAGAGAGGAUUUUUCGGUUUACGGAAAAAGUAA